CUAGAAGCGCACGUCCCCCGCCUUUCUGCAGCGGAACCGGCGAUCCGCCUCUCUAUAUAAGACCGGGGCGUCGCAUGUAGCCCUCCACAACCUCCAGGAUGAAUUUCUCUUCGGAUUCCCACUAUUUGGCCUCUUCCUACAGGAAGAUAUUCGGGGAGCCGCCCCGCUACUCCUCCCGUCUUGGCAGUUCGGCCACAGCCGGCAGUUAUCGAUCUCAGUCUGUAUCCCGCUGUAGCAACCGCGCCGUCUCGUAUCGCUUGGCGCAGGCAGACACCUUGGAUCUCAGCCAGGCAACGGCGCUGAAUGACGAAUUUCGGCUGACCCGCACCAAUGAGAAGGAGCAGCUGCAGGGACUCAACGACCGCUUCGCCGGCUACAUCGAGAAAGUGAGGCAGCUGGAGCAGCACAAUCGCCUCCUGGAGACCGAGCUGAGCGCACUGCGGCAGCGUCACGCCGAGCCCAGCGGCCUGGCCGAACUCUUCCAGAAUGAGCUCCGCGAGCUGAGGGCCCAACUGGACGAGACGGAGGCCGCCCGGGCACAGGGGGCGCUCGAAAGGGAGCGGCUGGCCGAGGAAGUGCAGCUCUUACGGGCGCACUGCGAGGAGGAGGCGCGAGCCAAGGCGGAGACUGAGCAGGCGUUGCGCGCGCAGCAGCGGGAGGUGGAUGGCGCCACCUUGGCGCGCAUGGCUCUGGAGAAGAAGGUGGAGGCCCUGCUCGACGAGCUGGCCUUCCUGCGCAAGGUCCACGCCGAGGAGGUGGCCGAGCUGAGCGUCUCCUUGCAGCCAACCCAGCUGGCUGCCUUCGAGCCGGACGCCACCAAGGCCGAUCUGACUGCGGCGCUGAAGGAGCUACGCUCGCAGUACGAAGGGUUGGCAGCCAAGAACCUGCAGGCGGCCGACGAGUGGUACCGCGCCAAGUUCGCCAACCUCAGCGAGCAGGCGGCGCGCAACAACGAGGCCAUCCGAGCCAGCCGCGAGGAGAUCGGCGAGUACCGCCGCCAGCUGCAAGCCCGCACUUUAGAGGUGGAGAGCCUGCGCGGAGCCAACGAAUCCCUGGAGCGGCAGCUAAAUGAGAUGGAGGAGCGGCACAACGCCGAAGCGCUUGGCUUGCAGGAUACCAUUAGCCAGUUAGAAAGUGAUUUGAGAGAUACAAAGAGUGAAAUGGCUCGGCAUCUGAGGGAAUAUCAAGAUUUACUAAAUGUCAAAAUGGCCUUGGAUAUAGAGAUAGCAGCAUACAGGAAGCUGUUGGAGGGUGAGGAGACACGUUUUAGUACUUCAGGCAUGAGCAUCUCAUCUCUGAAUCCCCUUUCCAACCCUACUUACUCUUUCCAACCCAGGCUCUUUAGUUCAUCUGUAGCCAGCAGCUCCAAAAUGUCAUCCUCUUUCUAUUUUAAGAAAGAUGAGAAAGAGGAAGCUAAAUUAACCUCAAAAAUUUCAUCAAGCCAGGUAGGAGAUCCCUUUGGUGAAAUGAUAGAGGAAACCGUAACAGCCACUAAAAAAACAAACUUGGAAGAAGGAAACACUGUCAAUCAAAAAAUGUAACCACUGACCUUAAGUACAGUUACACGCAAGGGAUAAUAAUAUAGCUUAAGUCUUUAAAUUGCCUAUACCUGAAUUAAGGUUCUUACCCAGAUCACAUCAAUUUAACUUUCUAAUGUUUCACAGUAAAUUAUUUCAAUAGGAGAAAUACCGAGGCUCAAAGAUUAAUUUAGAAAUACUGUAGUAAAUCUUGUUUGCCAACUGCAUUGCUAUAAGGCAGACAUGUCUCCCAAUUGCUGAAUUAAAGAGAAAAUAAGCAUGUGCUAACACACACACUUGUGGUCUUAAUAAUCAUGUUUCUGAUUUAUUUCUGCCGAGCACAACAUUCAAGUUGGGAAAAAUCUAGCAACUAAAUCACAUUAGUGAAAUGAAGAUUAAUCCUUAUUGUCUGCCUCGUAAAAUAAAGAAACUGACAGAUAAUUCAAUUAUUUAAUUUCCAGAUCAUGAACUUUAUUUCGUUUUAGUCCUUCUAGACCACAGAAAUGUAAAAAAUACAAAUAUUUAUUUUACUUUGUGGUCUAUGCACGUUACAAGGAAAUACAAAAUUAUCUAGGAAUGUUAGGUAGAAAAUACGAACAAGGUUUAGGAAGAUGA
Molecule: messenger RNA, 2132 nt
Organism: Ahaetulla prasina
Lineage: Eukaryota; Metazoa; Chordata; Lepidosauria; Squamata; Colubridae
Gene: INA
Product: internexin neuronal intermediate filament protein alpha
Exons: 3
Coding region: 99-1541 (480 amino acids)
Biological process (GO): intermediate filament organization
Cellular component (GO): postsynaptic intermediate filament cytoskeleton; cytoplasm; intermediate filament
Molecular function (GO): structural constituent of postsynaptic intermediate filament cytoskeleton
Source: RefSeq, a predicted model, not a curated record